AUGAAGGUAUUUCAGACCAUCUGCAGGCAGCUUAAAAGUUCAAAGGGGUUUUCUGUAGAACCAGCCCUCCGUGUGGUCUUCUCCACUUCCUCUUAUUUGUGUGGCCGGAAGAAAAAAGUGAACCCUUAUGAAGAAGUGGACCAAGAAAAGUACUCUGAUUUAGUAAGGUCUGUCUUGUCAUUCAGAGGCCAUGCUCAGGUUCCACGGUCUUUGUUUGAGGAAGAUGCUUUACUCUACGGACCUGUGAGGAAGUGUAAGACCCCAAAGCAAGAAGCAGCAGGAGUUCCACGAAACUGGUGUCCUCUCUUCAAUCCAGAGAAAAGCAGAAAACCAAAUGCAACAAGUGAUCCUACAAUUCCUUUGAAAAUCCCUUUGCAAAGGAAUAUGAUACCAAGUGUGACCAGAAUCCUUCAGCAGACCAUGACCUCAGAACAGAUUUCCUGUUUGGAGAGGUGGAAACGUCGGAUGAUUCUGGAACUGGGAGAGGAUGGCUUUGCAGAAUAUACUUCAAACAUGUUUUUACAAGGGAAACGGUUUCAUGAAGCCUUGGAAAGCAUACUAUCACCCCAGCAGAACUUAAAAGAGCCUGAUGAAAAUCUCCUCAAAUCUGGCUAUAUCCAAAGUAUCCAGCAUGUUCUGAGAGAUGUCAGUGGAGUGCAGGCUCUGGAAAGUGCUGUUAAACAUGAGACCCUAAAGUAUGUAGGUCUGCUGGACUGUGUAGCUGAUUAUCAGGGCAAGCUGUGUGUGAUUGAUUGGAAGACAUCGGAGAAGCAAAAGCCUUUCAUCCAAAAUACAUUUGACAACCCGCUGCAAGUCGUGGCGUAUGUUGGUGCCAUAAACCAUGACAUCAACUACAGCUUUCAGGUUCAGUGCGGCUUGAUCGUGGUUGCCUACAAAGACGGGUCCCCUGCCCACCCACAUUUCAUGGACGCAGAGCUCUGCUCCCAGUACUGGGCAAAGUGGCUUCUUCGACUAGAAGAAUAUACAAAGAAGGAAAAGAACCAGAAUAUUCAGAAACUAGAUUAA
Lipotes vexillifer (Yangtze River dolphin) is the source of this 1026-nucleotide messenger RNA. It is a transcript of the gene MGME1, whose product is annotated as mitochondrial genome maintenance exonuclease 1. Lineage: Eukaryota; Metazoa; Chordata; Mammalia; Artiodactyla; Lipotidae. The record is from RefSeq and is a predicted model, not a curated record. Gene Ontology annotation, cellular component: mitochondrion. The transcript is spliced from 4 exons. Gene Ontology annotation, molecular function: single-stranded DNA exodeoxyribonuclease activity. Gene Ontology annotation, biological process: mitochondrial DNA replication. Bases 1 to 1026 code for a protein of 341 amino acids.